GAAGCAGGAAGGAGGGCGGCGGAGGCUCCGCUCUCGGGGAGUUUGUGGGGGAACCGCGAGCGGCGUAGCGGAUCCCGGAGCCCGGCCCCGCCGCCCGCCUGUCUGGACGCCCGCCCCGCCUGCACGGCCCCAGCAGCCCUCCCGCCCGGACCGGGCCCGCCCGCUCCUCCGACGGCCCCGCCCGGUCGCGGCCCCCGCUCCGCCCGCCCGCCCGGCCCCGGCCCCCAGGAGGAGGCGCUGACGCAGCAGCGUGGAGCCCGGGAAUUGAGCGCCCCCGGGGGGUUCCAGCCGCCGGAUUCCAGCCCGGCCGGGGCCUGCGGGCGUCCUGGGCCCCGUUGUCCGCGCCACUAGUCGGGUCCAGAAGCUACUCUAUGACGCAUGCUCGGAGGAAAUCUCUAUCCCUGCUGAGCUCUCUCCCCACUGGCCGGGAGCCACUUAGGGUGGAAGGCAAGAGGAUGGAGCGGCAGGAAGGCAAUGAGCCAGGGGCUGUUCCAGAGGUCCCAAGCCUCACCAAUCUGCAAGACCUUAGAAAAAACUAUCCCCUUCGCAAGCGGCUUCUGGGCCCAGGCAAGCCCAAGACCUGCAAAGUGCUGCUGACCCGCCUGGAACAUGUGGCCAGCCCUCGGGGCAAGGAGGCCUCAAGCUGGGUUGAGGAGCUGCAGCCACUUACACCUGGCUUGCCUGAGACAUCUGUCCCAGGCAAGGGUGAGACAGGUGGAGAGCAGGAUACUGGGACUGAUAACACCCUUCCUGAGGAACCACGAAAGAGGCGUCUUGCUUCACUCAAUGCUGAAGCCCUCAAUAACCUGCUCCUGGAGCGGGAUGAUGGGGCUGGCCUUGCUGCUACCCGGCGAUGCCGAGGGGAAACUAGGAGGGCCCGAGAUAAAGUGAGUGGGAGUUGGGCCUCACCAGAGAAGCCAGUCCCCAAAAGCUUUAAGGGACGGAGCCGAACUCGGGCAGGAAGACUCAAGGGUAGUAACCAGGACAUUCUGCCUGAGGAAGUAUUUGAAGACAGUGCCCGCCGGGAAGGUGACACUGCUCCCAAGAGACUGGCCAGCCUGAAUGCGGCAGCCUUCCUCAAACUGAGCCAGGAGCGGGAACUGCCACAUCGUGCUCCCCGAAACCACACUGAUGGGGAUGUCCGGUCUGACUCCAUAGGCCCUAAGACAUUGAGGCUUAAAUGGGCCAAAGCCAAUCGGAAAAACUGCGUGAAGGCUAGGCAGGAAGCUAGCCUAGUAGGGACUGAGGGACUGCCCAGCUGGCAAAUACCCCCCGAGGGAACCUGGCCGCCUGCUGCCUCUUCUGGCUCCCCUAGGUUAUGUGGCAAAGCGGAGCCCCUACCCUAUGAACCCUUAAGCCACGCUUAUGAGAGCCCUGGGGACCUGUACCACCGGUUGCCCCUGCUGAUGGGCGGGCAGGCUGCCAUGAAGCCAGAGUAUGGGCGCCCAGGAGAGAAGUCUCCCACUCCCAAACAAGACAUACACCAGCCCUCAUUUCCUCUCCCCCAGCUACCCCCGCUGCCUGUGCCCGGCAACCACUCUGACUUCGGCUGCUUCUUUGGUGGCCCUGAGCUUACCACACUGAGCGGGGUCUACUUGUACUACGGUCAAAGUGGACUGCAGUGUGGGGGCUACUCGCCCUGUCCUGUGUUCCCAGAGGGGGGAGAGCUGUCCCCUUCUGCUCCCUGUGAUGGGCUUCUGGUGGCCCCGAGCUCCCUGCCCACAGGGACCCCCUUCCAGCACCCUCCCUGGUGUUCAUCACGCUAUUGCUGUGGAGAAGGAGAAGGAGUAAACAGCUACAGCCUCUGCGGGGUUCUCCCCAUGUCCCUUAGUCGCGUCAGCAGCCUCCAUGCCACUCAUGGCAGCUGUCCCUACAAAAUGCCUUUUGCAGCAGAGAGUUGCAGGUCUCUAGACCAGCUGGACCUCACGAUCCCUGUGGCUGGCCAUCCAGCUUCGCCUGCCCACCCCCUCUCAGGAUGUCCUGUGCCCAAUGUGCCGCCUGCAGCUGAGCCUGUCCCCCAUCUGCAGACUCCCAAUUCAGAGCCCCAGACAAUGGCCCGGGCAUGCCCACAAAGUGCAAAGCCUCCUAGUGGCUCCAAGUCUGGCCUGCGUACGGCACCCAGCUGCCUGCACCCCUCUGAAACUAAGGCAGUGACCGGGCACGGCCACCCGAAGCAGCAACGCAUCCAGCGUCGUCGGGCCACCAAUGGCUGGGUGCCUGUUGGGACUGCCUGUGAAAAGGCUGUGUAUGUUGUGAAUGAACCAGGACCAGCCAUCCGAAAGAGCUACCAGGCGGUGGAGCGUGAUGGAGAGAUGAUCCGGGUCCGGGAUACAGUCCUUCUGAAGUCAGGACCACGAAAGAAAUCCAUGCCCUAUGUGGCCAAGAUCUCUGCCCUUUGGGAGGACCCUAAAACAGGAGAGCUGAUGAUGAGCCUACUGUGGUAUUAUAGACCAGAGCAUACUCAGGGAGGCCGAAAUCCCAGCAUGCAUCAGAAUGAGAUCUUUGCAUCCCGCCACCAGGAUGAGAACAGUGUGGCCUGCAUUGAGGAGAAGUGCUAUGUCCUGACUUUUGCAGAGUACUGCAGAUUCUGUGCCUUGGCAAAACGUCGGGGUGAAGGUCUCCCUGGCCAGAGAGCAGCGCUGGUGCCCCCCUCGGUAGAGUAUUCUACCCCACCCCACCGCACAGUGCCAGAAGACACAGACCCUGAACUGGUGUUUCUUUGCCGCCACGUCUAUGACUUCCGACAUGGCCGCAUCCUCAAGAACCCACAGUAGCUGCCCAGUCCCCAGCCCAAGGGGAAGAGCUGGCAAGGGGCAUCUGGGGGGGGGUUCCCCAUAUGCCAGGGUGGCUUCCCCAGGGCAAGGAUGGCAGCAGCUCAAAGCACAGCACUUGGUUAGAAAGAGCAAAAGGGACCUGGGGGAGGUAUGGUCUGGUUUGGCUGAGGGUGGGUUGAGCUGAGCAGGCCAUAUCUGUUCUGGCCUAGCAGAGGCCAGGGUCCAAGGAAGGUACCAGGCUCCCCCAAGAAAUCUUUCCAGUGGUCCCAUGGGAGGCAAUGCCUGGAUAGAGCAGUCUCUCAAGAGGCCAUGGAGCCUGGCCCAGAAGGGGGUGGGGUAAGAUAGGGCAGGGCAGCAGGGGAGCUCUGCUGGCACUUCAGCCUGUCCUCGGUGGGAAAGGGGGGGUGGGAGACCAGCUUUACCUCACCACACUGUGACCAGCUGCUGCCCACUCCUGGGGGCUCUCUUUCCCUUGUUCAGGGAGCAUUCCUGCUCCCUGCACGCCCCCCAGGCUCUGAGCAGACCACUGAGCCCAUGCCUCAGAAAGCCAGAGCCUGUCUUCUUGAGCACUUGAGUCCCUCUCCCUAGGCUAGGGGUGCCCCACCCCACUCCCCAGGCCCCUGGAGCAUUCCCCGUCUCCACUUCUCAUCCCAGUCACCCCACAGUACACUGCUGCCAUGGGGUGAGGGCGGGAGUGAGCCCAGCACGGGCCCUGUCUUGCUGAAGAUGUCCGGCUUCCCGUCAUCCUGGCACAGAGAAGGUGCCCAGGGACUCCCAGAAGGAAACUGCCCUACACAGGGUGUGUGUUGUUUUGGGGAGGGUGGGUAUUUGGGAGGGGGGUGGGGUCAGGGAGAGAGAAAAAAAAAUACUACCUGAUUUGCUGGAGACUUUUUUCCCUCUUGCCUUACACGUUGCGGUUCUACAGAGCCUCCUGCAGACCUUCAACACCCAACUCUCGGAGCCCAGUCCUAAAACAAACCAAAGGAGAGCGGGGUGGUCCACCACUUCCCCCCUCCCCCGCCUGCCCACCCAUCCAUCCGUCCGUCCCCCUGGAAGCCCUUUGUAGAUUGCACUAAUUUAAACCAGAAUGAGAAUCAACACUGUAUCAGUCCGCAGACCUGCUGAGAGCUGCAGCCACUCGCUCCUGGAGUUAGGGAGGGACCUGGGUUUUCCGUUGUGUUCCUUUCUAGCCCAAGUAGAGGGCCCAGCUCUGACCUCACCUUUCUUCCUAGGGAUGGCCCCAAGAAAAGAGCAGGUUAGGAGUCCCCUGCCCCUUACCCCAACCCCUUCUCGAUUGGGCCUGGCUGGGGGGGGUGGGGUGGGAGGGGGGAGGUGGCAGCAGUGAGCAGGCCCUGUUUAUUUCCUAUUCAUACCAAAGAGGGACCGUGAUGGGGGAGGGAAAGGCUGAGACCGAGAGUCUUGCCUCUAGUUAGCUGGGCUGCCAGCUACCCACCCCACACCAAUGUGUUUGCCCUCCUUACCCUCACUCCCAGUCUCACAGAUUCCUGGGGAGUUGAAGGGAUCAGGCUGUGUGAGAGGCAGAGAGCCUCUUGAUCUGGGGAUGUGCCUGUGCAAGGCCAGACCUUCUCAAGGCCUUUGUGGCGCCCCUGCUUUGUCCUUGUCCUCUCUAUGUCCCUUCAUAUUGAGGCUUCUGGGGGGGAAGGGAGAGGGACAGUUUAUAUCCACUAAAGAGUGGAUGAGGUCCCUAGGGUACAGAGGAGAAGUUAUAAGAGGGGAGCCCAGGCCCAAUUAAGGAGAGGAAUCUGAGGGCCCCUCAAACAAAUAAGCUGAUUGGGGGGGGGGAAAUCAGUCUGGGAGGGAUGGGGAUCCUGGGAUGCUCAGGGCACCUUGCCCACAGCAGGCAGUAGGGGAAUAAUGCAUGAGGGAGGCUUGGGAUUGGAGCUUUUCGUGCUGCCCAGCAGCUGGGGUAUCCUCAGAUACCGGCUCCAUCCCGAAGGAUCCUCAGUGAUCCUGCUAGUGAGAAAAAGCCAAGCCUCCUCUAGCCCUCUAGAAGGAGGCCCACCCUCCCACCAGGGAGGGAAGAGACUUGGCUCCUUGGGUCCCUUCUCCUCAAGGCAGGGCACCCCACUGCCACCCAGGACUCUUUCAUGCUUUUUUAAUCUCUUAGAUAUGGAAAUAUUUUUUGAAACUGAAAAUGCAGCUGGUAGAAUUUCAAUGGAAGUGUAAUCCAUGUAAAAUAUAUUUUAGUUGAUAAUUUUGUAAAAUGCACUUUUUUUGUGUCGCCCCUGGUUUCCCAGAUCUGUAUUUCAGUGUUUACAAGGGGGGAGAAACCUUCCCUCUCGCCCCCUUCUGACAGAGAAAUUAGAAGUAAUUCUUUAAGAAAAAAAAAUAAAUUUGAGAAAUUGUAUUGAUUUAGAAAAGGUUCA
This is a messenger RNA of Phascolarctos cinereus (koala), 5161 nucleotides long. It is a transcript of the gene BAHD1, whose product is annotated as bromo adjacent homology domain containing 1. The record is from RefSeq and is a predicted model, not a curated record. Gene Ontology annotation, molecular function: transcription cis-regulatory region binding; chromatin binding. Gene Ontology annotation, biological process: negative regulation of DNA-templated transcription; heterochromatin formation. Gene Ontology annotation, cellular component: chromatin silencing complex. NCBI's taxonomy places the organism in Eukaryota, Metazoa, Chordata, Mammalia, Diprotodontia, Phascolarctidae.